CCCUUGGAGAUAGGAACUCUUAUUGUGAGGAAACUGAGGCACCGAGAGGGUGGUUAACUGGCUAGUGAGUCCGCUGGCCCCAGAGACCAACCUAAUCCUGUGUUAUCCGGCCUCUCGCAGCAAGUGGAAAGCAUUAGACCCAUGCUGGGCCCCUGGAAGAGCCCUUGCUCGGUGUUAGCUCUGAUCCUUCUACGCCCUGCUGGGAUCCCCACGCGACACAGGGCUUGACGCUGGAUCACAGGAGAAGGCUGCAGGAGACCGGGGUACCCUGGAGCCUGUCUAGCACCCCAGGCCCACCUGCCUCGGACCCAAUGGUGACAGCAUCUUGUCACGUGACUAGUGAAGGCUUUCAGAUCGGCCUUGGUGGCUCAGGCAGGCAGGGCCUGGCCGUGAAAAGUGCCCCCAUUUAGCACCAUCUUUGAUCCUCUGUUUGCUGAAACAGACAAACAGAAAGGUGUGUUUACCUCUGGCGCCCACAGCAGAAGCAGUUCAGUGAGGAUGUUCUCCGUGAUGCAUCUCAGAUCCUGUGUUAAGGGCCGCACUGGGAGGCAGGGGCCCUGGAUCCCGAUUGUCCUCUGCCAGGAAGACACACGCAGCCAGGAUGAAUCUGGGACAAGCCGUCGCUUGUUACUUUAACCACCAUGGAGACGCCGGGCCACAGUGAGAUGAACGCACUCCCAUCGGGGCUCCUUUACUCCCACACUCAGUUGUUGAAGAGCAACCGUGAGCUUCUGGUCACUCACAUCCGCAACACUCAGUGUCUGCUGGACAACUUGCUGCAGCAUGACUACUUCUCGGCGGAGGACGUGGAGAUCGUGGGCGCCUGCCCCACGCAGCCCGACAAGGUCCGCAAAAUUCUGGACCUGGUCCAGAGCAAGGGUGAGGAGGUGUCCGAGUUCCUCCUCCACGUGCUCCAGCAACUCGCGGAUGCUUACGUGGACCUCAGGCCCUGGCUGUCGGAGAUCGGCUUCUCCCCUUCCGAGCUCAUUCAGAGCAAAGCUGUUGUCAACACUGACCCAGUGAGCAGGUACAUCCAGAAGCUGCGACACCAGCUGGGUCGCGACUCCAAGUUCAUCCUGUGCUACUCAAAGAAGGAGGAGGUGCUGCUGGAGGACACGUACACGGACACCAUCAUGGAGCUGGUCAGCUUCAGCAACGAGAGCCUGGGCAACCUGGGCAGCCUGGCCUGCCUCCUGGACCACUCCACGGGCGUCCUCAACGAGCACGGCGAGACCAUCUUCGUCUUCGGCGACGCCGGCGUGGGCAAGUCCAUGCUGCUGCAGCGGCUGCAGAGCCUCUGGGCCGCUGGCCAGCUGGACCCAGAGCUCAAGUUCUGCUUCCACUUCCGCUGCCGCAUGUUCAGCUGCUUCAAGGACAGCGACUCGCUGAGUCUGCAGGACCUGCUCUUCAAGCAUUGCUGCUUCCCCGAGCAGGACCCCGAGGAGGUGUUCGCCUUCCUGCUGCGCUUCCCCCACACGGCCCUCUUCACCUUCGAUGGCCUCGACGAGCUCCACUCGGACUUCGACCUGAGCCGCGUCCCGGACACCGCGUCGCCCUGGGAGUCCGCCCACCCCGUGGUCCUGCUGGCCAACCUGCUCAGCGGGAUGCUGCUCAAGGGGGCCACCAAGCUGCUCACGGCCCGCCCGGGCAUCGAGAUCCCGCGCCAGCUCCUUCAGAAGAAGGUGCUUCUGCGGGGCUUCUCGCCCAGCCACCUGCGGGCCUACACCCGGAGGAUGUUCCCGGACCGGGCCGUGCAGGGCCGCCUGGUGGACCAGCUGGAGGCCAGCCCCAGCCUCUGCAGCCUGUGUGCUGUGCCCCUCUUUUGCUGGAUCAUCUGCCGCUGCUUCCAGCACUUCCACAGCAUCUUCGACAGCUCCCCGGAGAUGCCCCGCUGCCCGGUGACCCUGACCGACGUCUUCCUGCUGGUCGUCGAGGUCCACCUGAACAGGACGCACCCCACCAGCCUGGUGCAGAGGAACACGCAGAGCCAGACAGAGACCUUCCGUGCCGGCCGGGGCGCCCUGCGCUCUCUGGGGCAGGUGGCCCACUGGGGCAUGGAGAAGAACCUAUUCGUCUUUGGCCAGGAGGAGGUGCAGGCCUCCGAGAUACAGGAGGCUGACCUGCAGCUGGGCUUCCUGCGGGCCGUGUCCGAGCUGGGGCUCGGAGAGGACCAGCAGUCCUACGAGUUUUUCCACGUCACCCUCCAGGCCUUCUUCACUGCCUUCUUUCUCGUGGUGGACGACAAGGUGGGCACUCCGGAGCUGCUCAGGUUCUUCCAGGAGUGGGGACCCCCUGGGGACGCAGCGGCGGUGUCUUGUUCUCCCCGCUUCCUCCCUUUCCAGUGCCUGGGGGACAGUGGCCUGGCGGAGGAAGACCCCUUCAGGAACAAGGAUCACUUUCAGUUCACCAACCUCUUCCUGUGCGGGCUGUUGUCCAAAGCCAGACAGAAGCUCCUGAGCCACCUGGUCCCCGCCGGGGCCCUGAGGAGAAAGCGCAAGGCCCUGUGGGCACACCUGUUUGCCAGCCUGCGGACCCACCUGAAGAACCUGCCCCGCGUUCAGUCCGGGGGCUUCAACCAGGUGCAGGCCAUGCCCACCUUCGUCUGGAUGCUGCGCUGCAUCUACGAGACGCAGAGCGAGAAGGUGGGGCAGCUGGCGGCCAAGGGCAUCUGCGCCAACUACCUCAAGCUGACCUACUGCAACGCCUACUCGGCCGACUGCAGCGCCCUGUCCUUCGUCCUGCACCACUUCCGCAAGCAGCUCGCCCUCGACCUGGACAACAACAACCUCAACGACUACGGCGUCCGGGAACUGCAGCCCUGCUUCAGCUGCCUCACCGUCGUCAGACUCAGCGUGAACCAGAUCACUGACAGUGGGGUCAAGGUGCUGUAUGAAGAGCUGACCAAGUACAAAAUUCUGACGUAUUUAGGCUUAUACAACAACCAGAUCACUGACGUCGGAGCCAGGUACAUCGCCAGGAUGCUGGAUGAAUGCAAAAACCUCUCUCACCUUAAACUGGGAAAAAACAAAAUAACAAGCGAGGGAGGAAAGUGUCACGCCCUGGCUGUGAAGAACAGCAAAUCCAUCUUUGAGAUUGGGAUGUGGGGCAAUGAGAUCGGGGACGAAGGAGCCAAGGCCUUCGCGGAGGCUCUGCGGGACCACCCCAGCCUGACCAACCUGAGUCUUGCUUUCAACGGCAUUUCUACAGAAGGAGGAAAGAGCCUGGCCCAGGCCCUGCAGCAGAACGCGUCUCUGAGGAUAUUCUGGCUCACCAAAAAUGAACUCGACGACGAAGUGGCGGAGAGCUUGGCAGAGAUGUUGAAAGUCAACCAGACGUUGAAACAUUUAUGGCUUAUCCAGAACCGGAUCACAGCCAGGGGGGUCUCCCGGCUGGCGGACGCACUCCAGAGGAACACUGGCAUCAUGGAGAUCUGCCUAAAUGGAAACUUGAUAAACCCUGAGGAGGCCAAAGGCUUUGAAGAUGAGAAGCGGCUUGUGUGUUUCUGAGGAUGCAUUCCUGUCCGUGGGUCUUGGCCAUUCUGUGGGUCACCUCGUCUUAGAUGUCAUCUAGAAGGGGCUUUGCGGAGACAGGACGGCCGGAAGCCCUCGGCCUUCAUACAGACGCCUGAUGGGCACACUCCCUGCACGGCUGUUGCAGUUUUGCAGAGAAAGAAGGGAAGGCGUGAGCCAUUUUGGUUACUGGAUAUAUAGGAGGAAGAGGUUAAUGCGUCCACGGUCAUUUUCACCUGAAACGAGAGGACGACUUUGAGCCCAUGCGCAUGCCUGCCCCGACCGCCAGGGGGCGUAGGCUGCCCUGCUGUCUUCCUCGACCUGCAGGACACGUGCGCAGCCGGUGGGUUUCCUGGAGAAAAGGUGUUCACGAACUCGUGUUUUGCCCGAAAUCUUUUCCUCAGACCCGCCCCACGCAUUGCUGCUAUUCCCACCUCGCGGCGGAAGGCACUGAGCUGUGUACAGUGUGGGGGUGGGUCCAAGGAGAGGACUCCCCACAGGCUUUUGCUUUAGUCCUGGGGUCUCACUGCCAACCAAGGCCACUGGCUGUGCUCUUAGCCGGACUGAGAAAGGGCGAUGCCUUCAGAAGCCGUGUGCGCACCUCGGGCUCCCGCACCGAUGGGCCGGCCUCCCCCGGACCUGGCCCCGGACCCUGGCCCACGGGCGGGCAGGCUGCUGGCCGGGAAGUCACCGCGCCCUCCAGCAGGCACGAGGCGUGGCCUGAGCUCCUGCCAUCCGCACAGAAGCUCCCCUGCCCCCGGGAAGGCUCCUCCUGCCCGAGUAGCUGUGAGGGCGCCCGAGUAGCUGUGAGGGCGCCGAGUUGGAGCUGCUGAGGGCCCGUGAGCAGAGCACGCGAGACCCCGCCCACCACGGCGGGCGCACGGCGGAUGCUACGUGGGAGGGUGGCGCUCGGACCAGAUCACUUGUCUUCUGCACACCCGCAGUUUCUAGCUGCCCGAGCCUGGGACGGGUCGAGGGGCCUGGAUCUGGGAAGCAUGCAGGUUCCUGGUCCCUGUGCCCACGCCCUUCAGCGCGCCCUGGGCGGGUCCUGAUGGAGGAGGGUC
Molecule: messenger RNA, 4573 nt
Organism: Molossus molossus (Pallas's mastiff bat)
Lineage: Eukaryota; Metazoa; Chordata; Mammalia; Chiroptera; Molossidae
Gene: NOD1
Product: nucleotide binding oligomerization domain containing 1
Exons: 12
Coding region: 642-3506 (954 amino acids)
Biological process (GO): regulation of apoptotic process
Molecular function (GO): protein binding
Source: RefSeq, a predicted model, not a curated record